Messenger RNA from Tripterygium wilfordii, 762 nucleotides. Its product is annotated as secreted RxLR effector protein 161-like. NCBI's taxonomy places the organism in Eukaryota, Viridiplantae, Streptophyta, Magnoliopsida, Celastrales, Celastraceae. The record is from RefSeq and is a predicted model, not a curated record. Bases 1 to 762 code for a protein of 253 amino acids. The transcript has a single exon.
AUGAGUAGCUGCAAUCCUGUUCAGAUUCCAAUUGUUCCUGUUACCCAACUUGUCAAAGACUCUAAUGGAACAAGGGUUGAUGACACUCUCUUCAAGCAAGUGGUGGGUAGCUUGAUGUACCUUACUACCACUAGGCCUUAUAUUAUGUUUGUGGUUAGUUUGAUUAGCAGGUUUAUGGGAGCACCUACUGAGAUGCAUUUUCUAGCUGCAAAGAGGGUUUUGAGAUACAUAAAAGGUACAAGUGAUUAUGGCCUGUCAUACAAGAAAGGAUCUGUAGAUUGCUUAGUUGAAUACAGUGAUAGUGGUUAUGGGGGUGAUUUGGAAGAUAGAAAGAGUACUUCAGGGUAUGCUUUUAUUUAUGGUUCUGCACCUAUUGCUUGGUCUUCAAAAAAGCAACCAAUUGUUACCUUGUCAACAACUGAAGCUGAAUUCAUUGCUGCAGCUCACUGUGCAUGUCAAGUUGUAUGGAUGAGAAGGUUAUUAAGUGAGUUGCAGUGUUCUCAAACUGAUGCAACUCAUAUUAUGUGUGAUAAUAGUUCCACUAUUAAACUGUCCAAAAAUCCAAUAAUGCAUAGAAGGAGCAAGCAUAUCGACAUCAGGUACCAUUUUCUUCGUGGUCUUGUCAAGGAGAAGGUGAUCGAACUUGAGCACUGCCAGAGUCAAGAACAAGUUGCUGAUAUCUUUACAAAGCCUCUGAAGUUUGAUUUAUUUGUCAAGUUACUUGGCCAACUUGGAGUGUGUUCUAAGAUUAAUAUAAACUGA